This is a messenger RNA of Seminavis robusta, 1350 nucleotides long. NCBI's taxonomy places the organism in Eukaryota, Bacillariophyta, Bacillariophyceae, Naviculales, Naviculaceae. The record is from the annotation of a GenBank genome assembly.
AUGGCAACCACCAACGGAGACAAGAAACAUGUGCUGAACCACAUCACACCCGAGCAGGUGGCGAUUGAGAUCAAGGACCCCGUGGACCCCAAGGCUCUGGAACAAGCCAAGGCCAUUUUGCAAGAAUUGCGUCAAAAAGAUGGUGAAACAUCUUCCAUUGCUCCAACGGGAGUGGUUCGUUCUUCCAAAUUGCUGGAAAUUGGGAAACGGUUCGGAGAUAUUGCACAAGAUGCUACCACAUAUGUGGUAUCCAGUGAAGAUUGCAAGAAGGCAUUUGAGGAAUUGCCCGACGGCCACCGACAAGCUCUGGUCAAUAUCCACGGACGCGUCAAAGCAUUUGCCGAGGCGCAGCGAGCAACUGUCAAAGACAUGGAAAUGGAUAUUCCAGGAGGAAAGGCGGGGCAUACCGUUAGUGCUUGCAAAGCCGCCGGUUGCUAUGCUCCUGGAGGUCGCUACCCUUUGCCCUCCUCGGUGGUCAUGACUGUGGCAACGGCAAGGGCUGCCGGUUGUGAAAAGGUUAUCUUGGCCAGCCCCAAACCAGCGCAAAUCACUCUAGCAGCCGCCCAUAUUGCCGGUGUAGAUCAGUUCCUUUGUGUGGGAGGAGCUCAGGCCAUUGCGGCCAUGGCCUACGGAGUCGAUGGAGAAGGUGGGGCUGCUGCAGUUGCUCGGUGUGAUUGCAUCUGUGGACCCGGAAAUAAAUGGGUAACUGCCGCCAAGUCCAUUGUCAAUGGAUACUGUGGAAUUGACAUGUUGGCUGGUCCCUCGGAAGUUUUGGUGAUUUGUGAUGAUACAGCAAAUCCCGAGGUGGUUGCUGCUGAUUUGAUUGCUCAAGCCGAACACGAUGUAGUCGCCCGAGCCAUUCUUUUGAGCACGGACAGUGACAUGAUUAAAAAUGUGGACGCUGAAGUCGCCAAACAAAUUGAUGCCUUGCCGGAACCCAACAAAUCAACUGCAUUGGAAGCCCUCAAACAGAGCUUUGCCAUCAAAUGCGAUUCCAUCGAUCAAUGCGUUGCCCUCUCGGAUGAUAUUGCUCCAGAACACUUGGAAAUUCAGACUCGUGAAGCCAUGAAAGUAGGAGAGCAAUGCGCCAACUAUGGUGGAUUGUUUGUUGGAGAACACGCCGCCGAGGUUCUGGGCGAUUAUGGCGCUGGACCCAACCAUACUCUGCCUACUGGGGCAACAAGCCGAUACACUGGAGGUCUCAGCGUCUUCAACUUUUUGAGGAUUCGGACUUGGAUGCGCGUGGACAAGGCCGAUGACAGUCAACCGAUGGUGCAAGAUAGCAUCGUCAUGGCUCGUCUGGAAGGGCUGGAAGGGCACGCACGUGCCGCCGAAAAACGACAAAAAUAG